AUGUCGCGAUUCAAGCAAUGGGUCGAGAAGAUCGAGGUGGAGAGCGAGCCCGGGUUGACCAACACCCAGUUGAUGUUGACCAACCAUGACUUACGGCCAGUUGAACCCGAACGUCGUCAAUGGAGGUGGUGGAACUUUAUUGCUUUCUGGGUUGCCGACUCGUUGAACAUCAACACUUGGAUGAUCUCGUCCUCAAUGAUCGUCGACGGUCUCUCCUGGUGGCAGUCGUGGAUCUGCGUCUGGGUGGGAUAUUUUAUUGCGGCCUGUUUCGUCUGCUUGACCGGACGCAUCGGUGCCGUCUAUCACAUUUCUUUCCCCGUCGUCUGCCGAUCGACCUUUGGGAUCUGGGGGUCAUUCUGGCCGGUGUUUAACCGCGCCGCCAUGGCGGUCAUCUGGUACGGAGUGCAGGGAUACAUUGGAGGCCAAUGCGUCACCUUGAUGAUCCGCGCCAUCUGGCCCAGCUACAACAACAUCCCCAACUCCAUCCCCGCCAGCUCGGGAGUAACGACGCGCGACUUUGUCAGCUUCUUUCUCUUCUGGCUUCUCUCGCUGCCCGCCCUCUGGUUCCCCGUCCACAAGAUCCGCCAUCUGUUCACGGUGAAGGCAGUCUACUCCCCCAUUGCCGCCAUCGCCUUCUUCGCCUGGGCCAUCUCCCGGGCCCACGGUCUCGGUCCCAUCGUGCACCAGUCCCACACGGUGCACGGUAGCACCCUGGCCUGGGCGGUGAUCAAAUCGAUCAUGAGCUGCCUGGGCAACUUCGCUACGCUGAUUGUCAAUGACCCGGACUUUUCGCGGUUCUCCAAAACGCCCAAGGAUGCGCUGUGGUCGCAGCUGUUCACCAUUCCGAUCGGCUUCGGCAUCACCUCCUUCAUCGGUAUCAUUGCCUCUUCUUCCUCGACGGUCAUCUUCGGCGAGACCGUCUGGAACCCGCUGGACCUCCUGGGCAAGUUCCUAGAAGGCGCCAGCUCCGCCGAGCGGUUCGGCAUCUUCGUCAUCUCCACCGGAUUCGCCCUCGCCCAGCUGGGAACGAACAUCUCCGCCAACUCCGUCUCCGCGGGGACGGACAUGACCGCUCUCCUCCCGCGGUACCUGACCAUCCGCCGGGGUAGUUACAUCUGCGCGGCGGUUGGCCUGGCCAUGUGUCCGUGGAACCUUGUAUCAUCAUCGAACCAAUUCACAACAUACCUCUCCGCCUAUUCGAUCUUCCUGUCCUCCAUCGCAGGCCCGAUGAUCUGCGACUACUACAUCGUCCGCAAGGGCUACCUGCAGCUCAAGGACCUGUACAGCGCGCGCCCGGGCUCGCCAUACCGCCACUUCUUCGGCUUCUCCUGGCAAGCCUACGCUUCGUAUAUUUCCGGCAUUCUCGUCAACAUCGUCGGCUUUGCCGGUGCCGUCGGACGCACGGUCCCCGUGGGCGCGCAGUACAUCUACAACAUCAACUACUUCUCCGGGAUUAUCGUGUCCAUGGUGAUGUACUACAUCCUGACCCGUCUGUUCCCUGUCGCCGCGACGAGCGACACCUGGAACGAGGUCGACGUGGACGUGGACGGGCUGUCUGUCGCGGACGGCGUGGAGGUGGAGCCGUACACUUCGUACGAGGUGCCGGAGCCGGUGAAAUCGGACUCCUCGUCCGAGCACAAGGGGCCGAAAGCCGGUUCGGCGGCGGUAUAUUGA
Molecule: messenger RNA, 1674 nt
Organism: Aspergillus terreus NIH2624
Lineage: Eukaryota; Fungi; Ascomycota; Eurotiomycetes; Eurotiales; Aspergillaceae
Product: nucleobase cation symporter-1 family protein
Exons: 5
Coding region: 1-1674 (557 amino acids)
Biological process (GO): nucleobase transport; transmembrane transport
Cellular component (GO): plasma membrane
Molecular function (GO): nucleobase transmembrane transporter activity
Source: RefSeq, a predicted model, not a curated record